UCUACUUUCACUUUCAAACUACCUCUGUUUUACACACUGCUUUUACAGUUGCUUCAACCUGGAUGAGAGUGAGACAUAAUAUAUUGAUAUUAUAUAAGUUUAAUAGGACAGCUUCAACAUGUGCACUGCACAAGUUUAAGACACCAAAGAUAUCAAAACUUAGCUGAAAUGCCUGCAGUUAGAACUACAAGGUAUAAAGAAGAUUUAAAGUCAUGACAGUUGUUAAAUUUUGAAUGAUGAACCUAUGGCAUAGAAGACUGUUAUUGUUGGUUCUAGUGACUAUUUCUGAAGGGAAACUGAAUGUUCUGUUGAUAGUGGCAGAUGAUCUUAGACCAUCUCUUGGUUGCUAUGGAUAUGAACCUUUGAUCACUCCAAAUAUUGACCUCCUUGCAAGUCAAUCAGUAGUAUUUAACAGAACAUAUGCACAGCAAGCUAUAUGUGGACCUAGUAGAGCUUCCUUUCUGACAAGUAGACGUCCUAAUACAACACAUGUGUAUGACCAGCAUACAUAUUGGCGUAAAAAGGGAGGCAACUUUACAACAUUACCACAACACUUCAAAAACAAUGGAUAUGUCACAUUCUCUGUUGGCAAAAUCUUCCACCCAGGUGCAGCUUCAGGAAAAACAGAUGAUUAUCCAUACAGCUGGUCAUUCCCACCGUACCAUCCAUCAACUCAGAAAUAUAAGAUGGCUAAGGUAUGUCCAGGGCCUGAUGGAAAGCUCUAUAUGAAUAUAGUUUGUCCUGUUGAUGUGACAGCCAUGCCAGAGAAGACUCUACCUGAUCUACAAAGUACCCAGCAUGCAUUACAGAUCAUGCAGAAUGUUUCUAGGUUUUCAGGGCAACCAUUUUUCCUGGCUGUUGGAUAUCAUAAGCCUCACAUUCCGCUGAAGUAUCCUAAAGAAUAUCUCAAUUUAUACCCAUUAGAUAAAGUACAUUUAGCCCCAGAUCCUAGUCUACCUCCAAAACUGCCAUUAGUUGCCUGGAAUCCUUGGGCAGAUCUCAGAGAAAGAGAUGAUGUUAAAAUGUUACAUGUCAGUUUCCCUUAUGGACCCUUACCAAAACAUUACCAGCUGUUAGUGAGACAAAGUUACUAUGCAGCUACCUCCUAUAUGGAUGACCAAGUGGGACAGUUACUGAAGGGAUUAGAAAAGUACAACCUGUCAAGUAAUACUGUUAUAGUAUUUAUGGGGGAUCAUGGCUGGUCUCUAGGAGAACACCAGGAAUGGUCUAAGUACAGUAAUUUUGAGGUAGCAACCAGAGUGCCAUUGAUUGUUUAUGUGCCUGGUCUGACCAAUAAAGGACAAAAUUUACACAGAAAGUUUAUCUUUGAUCGCAAUUUCAUAAACAAAGAUAAUUAUAGAGUAACAAAUGCCUUGGUUGAACUUGUUGAUGUCUUUCCAACGAUAUCUGAACUAAGUGGCAUUAAGGUUCCUGAAUUAUGUCCUGAUAAUGAUUCCGAUAUAGAACUAUGCACUGAAGGAACUAGUUUUCUUCCCUUGAUUAAAGAUACUGUUUUCAAUAAUGGUGCUUCAGACCUGAAAUGGAAAUCUGCCGCUUUCAGUCAGUAUCCUCGACCGUCAGAUUUACCCCAGGAAAAUAGCGAUCAGCCGAAAUUGAAAGAUAUUAAAAUUAUGGGAUAUACCAUGAGAACUGAUAAGUACCGGUAUACUGAAUGGGUAGGUUUUGACCCUUUGACUUUGAAAACUAAUUGGACAGAUUUACAUGCUAGAGAGUUAUAUGUACAUGACAUAGAUCCUGAUGAAGAUAACAAUGUAGCUGGACUAUGGGAUUAUAUAGAUGUGGUAGCUGACCUGUCUGACAAGUUGCUCAAAGGAUGGAGGAAAGCUUUACCUAAUUCUUAUAAUUCUGACAAGCUAAAUCACAGAUAGAGGAAAGUUCUAACUAAUUUUUAUAAAAAUUAAAUUAAAAAAAGGCAACAUAGAUGAAA
This is a messenger RNA of Mytilus californianus (California mussel), 1948 nucleotides long. RefSeq names its product iduronate 2-sulfatase-like. The transcript is spliced from 10 exons. Gene Ontology annotation, molecular function: iduronate-2-sulfatase activity. The coding region runs from base 234 to 1889 and encodes 551 amino acids. The record is from RefSeq and is a predicted model, not a curated record. Lineage: Eukaryota; Metazoa; Mollusca; Bivalvia; Mytilida; Mytilidae.